CAGAUGAUGUCUGAGUUUCUACGGAUCAUCCAUCAGCACAGCGUAUGACAACUUUCUCAAGGGAAAGCAGCUGGAUUCAUAAAUUUAUUCAGCUAGUGUCUACACAUCUUCAUCUAAGGUUUAACAAUCAAACUGCAAAUGCCAUGGGUUGUUUUGCAUCGCGUAAUAACAGAAUUGAAAUUGUAGUCUCAGUUGCUGAGGCAACAUCGACUUCGAGAAUCAGAGACAUUCCGCUAUCACACGAACAAAAAUGCAUUUUAAGAGAAUUUUGGCAGCUCAUUGAGCCCAUUAAGAGCGUCAUAGGAAAGAAAGUGUUUGGACGGUAAGUGUUUUAAAUACUCGCUAUCUCUGGUUUGUUGUGUUUCAUUUCCUAAAAAAAGAAGACUGUAGAGUCUCGAGUUGACAGUAGCUUUUUUAUGAAAAUAUCAUACCACUAUUAGGAUUGGAAUCGUUUAAAAUGGAGAAAAAGAGGAAACAGUAUGCUGAUCCUUAUUGGAUGUCAUGCUACACGUGAAAGUUGCUAACUUAAACAUGCUGAAUCCAGUGGUACAAUUCCUUGGUAUAUAGGAAGGUCUUAGCGCGAUUAUUCUUAAUGACUUCCAUGUUUUUUUAUUCUUCGUUCCUCAUUUGUUACCAAUAGAUUUUACCUCUAUUUUUCGUUGCAUGAUGAUCGAAACCUCAAUUUCGAUGGAUGAUAUCCUAAAUAAUUCAUUUGAAGUGUCAGUAAACACUAAAAAUUUGUUGUUCAGUCGGUGAUGACCAUGGUAUCGAUAAAACACAGCGUUGAAGAUUUUGUUCGAACUAGGAAGUUAAUGUACAUCAUUUUCUAUUUUCAAAUUUAAGUUAUAUUUGAAUAACAUGUGAUUUUCUUUUUUUCUUCACGCGACCCCACAAGCUUGUAUUUCCAACAGCCGAAAUGCGUGCACCUUUCAAACUCAAUUUGUUUUUUUAUAACAUUUAAAGACGUUCACCAAAAAUAGAUUUAUAUUUCAAGUGUGUUUUUUUUUAUUUUUCAUGUCAAUAAGUCGCCAUUGUGUCUUUGGAACCCAUAUUGUUUUGCAGAAAAAAUUCGUUCCCAACUGCAACAUUCAAGCAUUUAUAUAAAUCAUUUGAAAAAUGAGAAGGAAAAAGGAGCAUUUCCUGGGGAACUAAGAACAAUUAUUUACAAGUUUACGGAUAGGAUCGGUAGCUGUUUAUAAUUGCUGACAUAUUUUUCACUGCCUAAAUCAUCUAUGAGCUGAUCAGGUUCAGAAUAAUUUUCACAUUUGUGAGAAAGAGGGUUAGUCAUCGCGUAGAUAGAAAUGAGUUUUCCAAAUGCAAAAAACCUAAAAUAUAACAGGCAAACUUUCGCAACUGCUACCGAUGUUUAUGAAUUGUUGAGGACCAUUGCUGUCUAGAGAAUUUGCAGACUUAUCAUAACGUGUUUAAUGUCCUUCAAAAGGUGCCACCUGUCGUUUGUGUAUUUCCUGUUGUAUAAAGAGUUAAGCUACGACUUAGCUAGAGCAAUACUUGAACAAGUCGCUAGGAACCGAGCCCCGGUUUCAAAGAAGAACCCGAGAAAUGGAAACAAUCAACAAUUAAGUAGACUGUGAAAACGUUUUCUCGAGCCUUUCCGUGCGCAAACGCGAAAGUACCAGCGCUGCUGCGUGUUUUGCUAGUUUUCUUACCAAUCGGGUCAUUAUUUUGCGCAAAUUGACUUUCAAAUGCAAACCCAUGCGCACUACCUUCGUGAUAGCAUAGCUCUAUUGAGGAUGUGAAUGGAGAUUCAUAACUGAGAAGCUGUGGCUUGUUGUGAGUAUUUCUCAGUGUCUUGAUUUUUUUGCAUAACUUGCAAAAUAGGAGUAAAGUUUAUAUCUAAAGUAAACGUAAGUCGAAUUUCCAUUAUUCAGAGUUAAUAAUGAUGUCCGUGAAUGAUUUUGUUUCAGACUUUUUGAGUCCAACCCAAGAAUUCAAGACAUAUUUCCCGCCUUUAAGAGUUUGAAACUUGAAGCCGUAAUCAACUCUCGAUCUCUGUAUCUUCACGUCAGACAAGUCAUGACUGCGCUGGAAAAUGCUAUUUUUUCUUUAAACGACGCAGAGGUUUUCAUCGAGUAUUUAAUGAAUCUUGGAGAAAGACAUAAAGCAUGGCCCGUGAGGCUGGAACAUUUCGAUGUAUGUAUCCUAUUAUGCCAAUCAAUGUUACCUUGAGGUACAUAUUGUCGUAUAUUGCUGUAUUGUGAUGUAAACUGCAGUAGCGGGAAUUAUAGUGCUAUCUAGGGGCACAUAUUGUUGUGUAGCGCUAUACUGUAUUAUAAACUGCAGUAGCGGGAAAUAUAGUGCUAUCUAAGGGUACAUAUUGUUGAUUAGGAUGUAUCAAAUAUUUUUGCUUGCGCGCAAUUGUUUUAAACGUAGAUGAAUAUCCCUCAACUAAAACUAAGGGAUAUUCAGUCACGAUAUUCCCCAAUUUGCAAACCUUACGUCCACCACGAUAGGUCUUCGUUUCAAACUCAAUUCAAUUUAGUAAGCUGUUCAUAGAGAAUUGUUCACGAAAAGCGCUGCAUAGUUAUAAAAACUGCAUUAUACGGAUGUACAAUGUAUCAAAGAACGUUUAGCGUGGUAUGGUGCUGUGUAUAGAUUUAAACUGCAUUUUACGGAUUUAAAGUGCUACUCAGGGGUACAAUAAUGUAUUUUGCUGUAUAAUGAUAAAUGUUGAAGUAAAGGAUGCAUAAUGCCAUUGAAGGGAGGGGGGAGAGGGGCAUAUAGGCGCGCGUAUUCGAGGAGUUUAUUCUACGAUGUAAGGGGACAUAGAGUCCAAUAAUCGACGGAACGUGUUUGCUCAUAAUGAAUCUCUCUAGUUGUUAUCGACUGCCUCUAUGGAAGUAGCAUAGUAAGUUAUUCUUUGUUACUUAUUGUUUUAUCAAAACUCUUUCCUAGGGUCUUCUCUGUAUCUACAUCCAAGAUGACGGGUACUAACUAUGUGGAGUCUGUGGAUUGGUCUGCCGUCAUCUUGGAUUCGCGAUGUAGGUGGACCCCAGGUGAGAGUUUUAAUUUGGACAUUAAAGGAUUCGUUUCCAACAAAAUGCACCGAUUAUGUCGCCGAGACUUGGAGGGAGCUCUUUCGCUUUAUAAGCGCUACAAUGAUGAGAGGACUGAGGAGAGCAAACACUGGCAAAUGAGACUUUAAAGUGAGAGAACCUGUGGACUAGGAAUCAAUCGAAAGGAAAACUGAGAUUUUACUAGAGAUGACGUUAAGAGGACACCAUCCUUAAGUGGACAAAAUAAGCAAGAUAACUAAUACUAAUUCAUUUGAACUGUCAGUAAACACUAAAAUUUGUUUUUUAGUCGGUAGUGACCAUAGUAUCGAUAAAAACACAGCGUUAGAGAUUUUUUUUAUGUAGAAGUUAUAUUAUAUAGAAAUUCCCUUUUUAAAUUCAAGUUAUAUUAAGAUGGCAUGUAAUUUUCAUUUUUUCUUCACACGACCCCACAAGCUUGUAGCUUAAAAUAUUAUUUUGUAUAAAGAAAGAUCAUCUAUUUAUCUAUCUAUCUAGAGAUAGAUAUCCCUUUGAGAAGCGUUGAAAAAUCUAUUGUUGUCUAAAUUGUUCCACUGAAGUAG
Messenger RNA from Pocillopora meandrina, 3592 nucleotides. Lineage: Eukaryota; Metazoa; Cnidaria; Anthozoa; Scleractinia; Pocilloporidae. The record is from the annotation of a GenBank genome assembly.